Messenger RNA from Antechinus flavipes (yellow-footed antechinus), 5276 nucleotides. RefSeq names its product FYN binding protein 2 (gene FYB2). The record is from RefSeq and is a predicted model, not a curated record. The transcript has 17 exons. Gene Ontology annotation, biological process: protein localization to plasma membrane; integrin-mediated signaling pathway; T cell receptor signaling pathway. Lineage: Eukaryota; Metazoa; Chordata; Mammalia; Dasyuromorphia; Dasyuridae. Gene Ontology annotation, cellular component: plasma membrane. Bases 897 to 4262 code for a protein of 1121 amino acids.
CUGAGAUUUGUACUUCAUCUAGUGAUGGAAUCCCAGGGAGAACACCUGACUCAUUUAAAAAGUCCUCUGAGGUUCCCUCAUCACAUAAUUCCAAAGUGACUUCUUUCAAUGAGUCUUCUAAUAUCCUUUCUUCAGCUGUUGACAAGCAACCAGGGAUAACCCUUACAACAUUCAAGGAGCCAAUAUUACUUCCUUUCAAAGAGUCUUCUGACUUUAUUUCUUCAUCUGAUGACAGGAGUCCAGGAUUAACAGGGGCUCCUUUAAAUGAUGCUUUAAAUGAUCCUUCAUCUAGUGAUGGGAAUUCAAGGAAAGCCCUGGCUUCUUUCAGAGAUAUUUCUACGAUUCCUUUAUCAUGUGUUGCCAGAAAAUCAGGGCCAACAGUGACUUCUGUUAAAGAGUUUUUUGAGAUACCUUCUUCUUCCACUAUUAGGAAGCCAGAAAAAGAUCUUACUACUUACUCUUCAGAUAUUCCUUUAUUAUUGAAUGACAGGAGUCCAGAGACAAUAGCAGUCCCUUUUGAAGAGUCUUCUCAUAUUAUUUCUUCAUCCAAUGAUAGAAGACCAGAGCCAAAAAUUGCUUCUAUCACAGAGUCUUCUGAGAUACCGUCUUCAUCCAGUGACAAUAGACAAGGUAUAUUUUCCUCUAUCAAAGGAUCUUCUGAAAUUUCUUCUUCAUGCACAGACGAGAGACAAGGGACAACACUUGCACCGAUCAAAGAAACUUCUAAAACAUCUUCUUCUUCUAAUGAAAAGAGCUCAAGUGUGAUAUGGGCUCCUCUCAAAGAGUCUUCUGAGAGUCUCAUCUCAACCAUUGGUAGGAAGCCAGGAACGAGAUUAACUCCUGCCAAAGAGUCUUAUAAGAUUCUGUCUUCAUCCAGUGAGAAGAAUCCAGAGGCAAUGGCCACUCCUGCCAAAAAGUCUCCUGAGAUUCCUUCUUCAGCCAGUGGCAAGAAUCCAGUACUUGCCCCAGCCAAGGAAUCUUCUAAGAUUCUACUGUUAUCCAAUGACAUAAGAUCAUGGCCAACAGUGAGUUCUAUCAAAGAAUCUUUUGAAAAUGCUUCCUUAUUCAAUGACAGGAGACUAAGGGCAAGUUUUUCCUCCACCCAAGAAUUUUCUGAGAUUCUUCCCUCAUGCACUGAUAGGCAAUUAGGUAAAUUAGCCCUUGUCCAAAAGUCUACUGAGAUCCCUUCCACAUCUGUUAACAAAAGACCAAAGACUACGUUUGCCUCUUUCAGAGAGUUUUUUGAUAUUCUUUCUUUAGACAAUGUCAGGAGUCAAGGGACAACACUUACUUCUGUCAAAGAAUUUUCUGAGCGUCCUGACCGAGGAUUGGAACCAAGAGUCACUUCUUUCCAAGAUUCUUCUGUGAUACGUUCUGUCCUCAAGGACAAGGAAUCAGGGACAGCCCUGACCUCUUUCAAAGAUAUUUCUGAGAUUCCUUUAUCAUGUAUUGACAGGAGACCAGGCCCAACAGUGACUUCUGUUAAAGAGUCUUUUAAGAUACCCUCUUCUUCCACCAAUAAGAAGCUAGGGAAAGGCCUUACUACUACUACUACUACUACUAUUAAAGACUCUUCAGAUAUUCAUUUAUUAUUGAGUGACAAGGAUCCAGAGACAAAAUUAGUCCCUUUUGAAGAGUCUUUUCAUGUUAUUUCUUCAUCCAGUGACAGAAGACCAGAGCCAACCAUGGAUUCUGUCAGAGAUUCUUUUGAGACCAGUGACAAGAGACCAGCCAUAUUUAUCCCUAUUAAGGAAUCUUCUGAAAUUCCCACUUCAUGUACACACAGGAGACUGGGGAUAACACUUACACCAGUCAAAGAAACUUCUAAAAUCUCUUCUUCUUCCACUGACAAAAGUUCGGGGGCAAUAUGUGCUCCUCUCAAAGAAUUUUUUGAGAUUCUUGUUUCAACUGGUGACGGGAAGCCAAGAACAAGACUAGAUCCUGUCAAAGAAUCUUCUGAGAUUCCAUCUUCAGCCAGUGAGAAGGAUCCAGGGACAACAGCCACUCCUGUCAAAGAGUCUUCUGAGAUUCCUUCUUCAUCCAGUGACAAGAAUCUAGUACUUGCCCAAAUCAAAGAAUCUUCUAAGGUUCUAUUGUUAUCCAGUGACAGAGGAGCAUGGCCAACAGUGGGUUCUAUCAAAGAGUCUUUUGAAAUUUCUUCUUCAUUCAGUGAUAGAAAAGCAGAGGCGAGUCUUCCCCCUGCCCAAGAGUUUUCUAAGAUUCUUUCCUCAUCCACCGAUAGACAACUAGGCACAGUAGUCCUUGUCCAAGAGUCUUCUGAGAUUCCUUCUUCAGUCAGUGAUGAGAAACCACGGACACUGACCCCUGACCGAGAGUCUGCUGAGAUUCCUUCCACCUCCAUUGUUAGAAGAGUAGGGACGACACUCGCCUCUUUCAAAGAGUCUUCUGAUAGUCCUUCUUUAGAGAAUGUCAGGAAUCAAGGGACAAUUCUGACUUCUGUCAAAGAGUCUUCUAAGAGUCCUUCGUCUCCUGAUGGAAGAUCAGAACCAAGAGUCACUCCUUGCCAAUGUUCUUCUGUGAAAGAGACGGGGCCAGGGACACCUCUGGUCUCUUUCAAGUCAUCCAGUGAUAGAAAACUAGGGUCAAUGGUGUCUUUGGCCAAAGAGUGUUUUAAGAUACCUCUGCCCACUGGCAAAAAACCAGGGCCAUUAUUUGCUGCUAUCAAAGAGUCGCCUGAGGCAGCUUUUUCAUCCAGUGACAAGGGCCCUGAGAUGGCACUCGGCUCUCCCAAGGAGAUUUCUCCUCCAGUCAAUGACAGAAGACUGGGGCCAACAAUGUCUUCUAUCAAAGUGUCUUUUAAUAUACCUUCUUCAUUUAGGGACAGUGGACCAGGGAUAACACUCGCCUCUUUCAAAGAUACUUCUAAAAUCCCUCUGUCAUCCAGUGAAAGAAGAUUAGGGCCAACGGUGGCUUCCAUUAAAAAGGUUUUUGAGACCGGGAAAUUUGUCUCUUUCAAAGAAUUUUUUGAGGUUCCUUCUUUGAUCAGUCCCACAAGCCAAGAAGAUACAAAACAUAGGAAGAGUGGAGGGAAAAAACCAUCACUGCCUAUUUAUGAAUCAGUAGAUCUCCAUGGGUUAGAGCUAGAUCCUCAAGGCAUUAGCGCUGGUCUUCCGCCCACGUCAGGUAGCUGCAUGAAUGACCUCCUUGGAUCUACCACAGAAACACCGGAUUCUGGCCUGGGCCCCAAAAGGAGGCCCCUGCCAGCCCCAGAGACCCUGGGCUGUGCGCCACCCAAACCGCCCAGGCCUCCGGCUGUGAGCCUGCUGGCCCUUCGGAGCAUGAUUUCUGCGUCUGCCCCGGCACAGAGUGGAGCUGCUGCAGAACAGAACUGCCUCGCUCCAGAAAAGGUUCAGUUAUCAUCUCUAUCUAAACGAGUCCUCAAACCUACAUAUCCAGCUCUAGUCUCUAACCUGAACUCCUGCCCGGCUUCACCAACUGUCCGUGGCUCACCUCCAGCCGGAUGUCCCAAAAGCAGCCAAGAAUCUGAAGAAGUGCACCAUUACGAGGCAAGAAUCCCAUUCCAGAAGCCAUCUGAGGACUUCAUUUCCCCGUGCGCUGAUAAAUCCGCUUCCGACAUCGGGAUAGAAGUUAUCGCCAAGCCUCGGAAGAGUUUUGUCCAUCAAGGUUUUAGCCAUGAACACGCCUCUGGGAACGACAAAAAGAAGGGGAAACAGCCACGGGAAGGUGAAGUGCACCAAAAGGACAAGGACCCGAAUCUGAAGAAGAUCAAUGGGGCUGAAGGCAUUCCUCGAAAACUCCAGGUAAAGGAGGACUUCCGAGGCAAGAGAAAUCUGCUACGCCUAAAGCCAGACGCGCACGGCGACGAGGUGUACGAAGACCUGUACGGCGGGGAGAGCGGCCAGGCCCAGACCGAGUUGGAAGGAAAAGAAAAACUUAAAAAACUGGGAAGGUUUUUUAAAAAAGAAAAAGAAAAAGUUAAACCGAAGAAGAUGAAAAAGAACUUCAGUGGAUUUUCCAUUUCGAUGCCUAAUUUAGAAUUUAAGUCUCAGGAAAACAUAUUCUACGAUGAUGUGACAGUGGAUAAGAAAGAUUCCAAAGAAAAAGAAGACAAAGGAAGACUCUGGAAACCAAAAUUUCUGAUGAUGAAAGACAGCAAAACGAACAAAAUGCCUGAGGAAUCCGAAAGACUCUUCCUCAAAAACAAGAAAUCCAGCUUAGAAAAACUCAAGUUGGAAAAGGAAGACAAAGUGCUUAAAGAAAGAUUUGAGAUACUCUUAUAAAACAGCUCAAACAUCUCAGGACCUCCAGUUAAAGCACAGGAAGGGGUUCCAAGAGGAAAGCGUGACUGCGCGGACACCCGAGACGCAUCUGCAGGUGUUACAGCAGGAGACCGGCUUAGGAGCGCGAUUGCCUGGAGAACUGUGAGCUCAGACAGACCUGGUGGGACCCUGAGAAACAGAUACUGUAAUCGUCCACAUUUUACAGAUGAGGAGACAGAGACAGAUAGAAGUAAAGUGACUUGCCCAGAGACACACAGUAUAGGUAUCAGGCUGGCUUUGAACUAGGGUAUUCAUGACUCCAGGCCUCAUGCUCCAUCCACAGUGCCUCAGAGGCGCAGGAGGGUUUGUUCCUUUCGGUCAUGACUCCAUUCGGGAUUUUCUUGGCAAGGAUACAAGAAUGGCUUGCCAUUUCCUUUUCCAGCUCAUUUUACAGAUGAGGAAACUGAGGCAUGAUUGAGUUAAGUGACUUGCUCAGGAUCAUACAGAGUCUGAGACCAGAUUUGAUGCAUCUUCUUGCCUCUCUCCACUGUACCACCUGUAUACCACCUGCUGCUGUCCAUGGUAAGCUUUGAGACUAUCCUGGGGGGCAGGAGGAGCUUAAGGAGGGGCUCCCCCAGAUCAGAAAUGGAGCCUGCCCCACACUCAUCCCUCGUGAGAGCUGUCCAUGAUGGCCACCAAACUCCCAGCUUAAAAGAGAGAGGGAGACGAGAUAAGAUUUAAGGGACCUCGAGUCAGAAAGAGGCAUUUACCAGCUAUUGGCAAGUCACUUAAUCUCUGAUUGUCUCCAUUUUCUCAUCUGUAAGAUGGGGACAAAAACAGCACCUGCCUCCCAGGAUUGCUGCGAGGAUCAAAUGGGAUCACAUUUGUAAAGGACUUUGCAAAGCUCCAUACGAAUGCUAGCUAUUAUUAUUUCAUCUUUAAUGUUUUUAUUUCUAUGUUACAUAUAUUUUAUAUUAGAUAACAUUUUCAUACAGGAGAACAUGUAUGAUUAUAAAUAAAUAUGCAUGUAUUUUA